AUGAAGAAGUACAGGGAAUACCUCGCCUUGCUGUACAAAAAGUAUAAAACAUUCAAAGAGGAGUUCACAGCUAUAUUAAACUGGCCGCUGAUGCCAACGGAGUUUGAAGAUGCCUGGGCUGAACUCUUACACAAGUACAACCUGGAGAACGACCAGAUGAUGAUGCAGCUGUGGAGUGAUAGGAAGAUGUGGAUUUCAGCAUAUUAUAAGAACAUUUUCUGUGCUAGAAUGACUUCCACACAACGAAGCGAGAGCAUGAACCAUGUGCUCAAGAAAGGGUUUGUCAAGGGGACCCAGAACCUACACAAGUUUGCUAGGCGGGUUAAUGCUUGCAUACAAACUCGGAUGCAGAAGGAGAACGAGCAAACAAUGACCAGCAUGACCAAUCCUAUGACAAAAACAACUUACGGCUACGAGGAAGACAUGUUUAUCAAGUACACGAGAGCCGUGUACAUAGAGAUGAGGACUAGGAUGAGAAAAGCCACGCUAUUUCGCGCAAAGUGUACAGCAGAGCCCACUAAGUACCUUGUGUACUACCACAACAAGCCUGGCCAUGAUGAUGAAGAAAGAUUUUCCUGGUCAAAGCAUGAAUUCCAGGUUGUAGCUGACCCAGAGAAUGAAAUAUACGAGUGUGAAUGCAAGCUCUGGACACACACAGGCCUGUUCUGCCUUCACAUCAUGAACAUACUGGACUACCUGAAGCCUGACAAAUUUCCAAACAAGUAUAUCCUCAAACGGUACACAAAGACUGCAAAAUCACAACCAACCUUUGAUACAAGGGACUACAACACAACUACAUCGGAUGACAGCUCAAGACAUCUUGCUGCAGCUAAAUUUGAUGGUUAA
Molecule: messenger RNA, 846 nt
Organism: Aegilops tauschii subsp. strangulata
Lineage: Eukaryota; Viridiplantae; Streptophyta; Magnoliopsida; Poales; Poaceae
Product: protein FAR1-RELATED SEQUENCE 5-like
Biological process (GO): regulation of DNA-templated transcription
Molecular function (GO): zinc ion binding
Source: RefSeq, a predicted model, not a curated record